UCUAGAGCAAAGAAACUCUGAUGGUAAUGAAUGUGAAAAAACCUUUGGCUAGAGAAGCUCCCUUAUUUUGCAUCAGAGAAUUCAUACUGGAAUGAAACCAUUUGUGUGUAAUGAAUGUGGGGAAUUCUUUACCUGGUAUACCUAGUUUACUGAGCAUAAGAGAAUACAUAGUGGAGAGAAUUCACUUUGGAAAGAAACCCUUGGAAUGGAAUGAAUAUAGGAAGUACUUUCACAGGGACAAACAUCUUACUAAACAUAAGAGAAGUCAUACUGGAGAGAAACCUUUUGAAUGUAACCAAUGUGGGAAAUCCUUCAUCCAAAGUUCUAACCUUAUUCAGCUGAGUAUACAUCUUUUUGAGCACAAGAGUGAACAGAGGAAAUGCCCCCAGCCAUGAAGAUGACAUCUGAAGGCCCAGAAAGACUUCCUACUCACGUAGCCGGCCUGCCACCAUGAAGCCCUCCAAGCUUGAACCUGGCUUGACCUCUGACUCAUCUACAAGCAGUAAAAAAGGGGCUAAGAGGGAGCGUACCAUGUUCAAUGAAGUUCAGCUGGACAUCCUUCUGGGUGAAUUUCAUAAGAACCCAUAUCCUAACUACUCCGUCAGAAGUGAGCUCGCCAACCGCCUCGAUGUUCCCGAGUCUAGAAUACAGAAUUGGUUUCAAAACCGAAGAGCUAAACAAUCAAGACAGCUGAAAGAAAAGGAAAGUUUGAAUUUAUCUGGACAGCCCCAGGACCAGGGCGAACAGAGCUCCUUGGUUCAUGGCUCCAAAAAUCCUCAGACUUCAACUCCUAGCCAAGUUCCACAGGAAAGUCUCCCAGAGACCCAGUUAGCUUGGCCAAAUAGAUCCAGGUUUCCCUCAUCUAAGAUGACCAAGGUGACCCUUGGGGAAGGUUCUGGCUUUCCAGAGACAGUGGCUACAGCCUCAGCACUGACCAAGGAGGCUUCCACGAGCCCAGGAGCCUGGCUGCAGCCUCCUGGCCUGACUGUGGAGUCUCAUGCCUGUUUAAAGUCCCCGACCUGGGCAAGCUCCUCCCAGAGCACACCCUCCCGGCUCCAGACCCUGAAGAGAGGACAGCAGCCGGAGAGACGGCUUUGGCUCGAGUACCUUCGCCAGCUUCACGAGCAGUCACAGCAGUAUCCCUGGAUGCAGGAGUAUCUGGAAUACCUGCAGCAGCACCCAGUUCCCGUAGCCCCUGCCCUAGCCCCUAGCCCACCAGCAGCCCCCCUGGCAGAUACCCUUCCCAGUGCCUCAGCAUCCUUGGCCACAGAAGCCACAGGGCCAGAGACCACUCCUGCCAAAUGAGUCCUCCCUCACCCAAAGGUGCAGGAGCAUCUGUAGUUACUUAGCAUUGCAACUGUUAUGGAACUCUUUCUUGUCCCAUUCCCCCCAGUAACCUCUGCUCUGUGACCGUGAUCUGGUUGGCUUCUGGGACCAGGCAGCUGUCUGACCUAAAUUGUCUCUUUGAUGUACUUUGAGUUAAACAGUAGAUUCCCCUUUUGUUGUAGAAGGACAGCUCUUUGCUUUGAGGUUGGUGAUGGAACUUGGGAGUGUCUUAGUCUGAGUUGAGUGGGUAGGUGCCAUGUUUUUUUCCUAGUUCUGCUCAUUCAGUUGAUAUUUCCUAAUUAUACCACUGUUUAGAGCAGCAGCAACAAGCCCAAAGAGUAGUCUCUUAAUUAACAGGAUCCAUGGGCCCUGCUAAUUAACAGUGGACCAAGAGACCUGGGCGGUCUGGACCGACCUGUUCAGUAUCAGUCCAAAAUAAAGGGAAAGCUUCAUGGUGCCGUACCUGCCUUACUAGACAGUACCUGGGCCAUCAGUGGUCUUUCAGGGUAGUCAUUUAGACAGUAUCCUGACUGAGCAUCUCAGAAAUGGAGACCUUGUGUUUCUUUCCACCCUAAAACAAGAUUUUUUCCUUAGCUGACAUUAAAAAGCCCCACUCUUUUGGAUGCCAAUAUUUGUUACCUAGAUGUUACUCAGUGACCAUCUCAGAAGGGCAUGGUUUUGAAUAAAUGUAUAUUAAGUGGGCAAAUACAGACUAUUGUUCCUCUCUCUCCCUGUGGGGGAGGAGAGGACGGGGUAGGAGGAGGCCCCUCUUGAUAACUGCAGUUUUGCCUUAAACCUCUCAAAAGGAACAGAAGAUGGCAAUAAUAACGGUAGUAUUUUUACAAUUAACAGUCCGUUUUCCUUACCCUGACCCUGAAGGGAGAGGCUUCUUAGUAAUCGGAGCCCAGUGAUUGGCUCCAGCAAGACUCAAAUGCGGAUUCUCUCACUGUCAGCCCCAUUUUCUUCCUGUUAGGGCAUGCUGCGCGCUCUCUGUGCAGGACUUUGGGGUCCCCCCCUACUCUCUCCCUCUGCCUUUUCCAGGGUCCCCUUGUGUUCUUGGCUUCCCUUUUAAGUAUUAGCUGCUUCUAGUGGAGAGUCCAGGUUUUGGAACCUUGGGCCAAACUGGAGACCCUGAAGGAGUUUGCCACGGUGACGCUGAUCCGCCUUUGCUGUCCCCAUCCUUUCUUUUUUUCCCCCUUCGUUCUUCCAGGGAAGCAGUGUGGCCUGGCCAAGUGAAGUCCCAGCCUGAGGACUCCCGGUGACCUUGUGACUUCCUGGAACCAGUUUGGUUGGACUGACUUAGCAGCCUCUAAGGGCCUUUCCUGCUUCAUGCGAUCAUCUUUUUCUUUCCUCUGAGCAUUUCUUUGUUUUCCAUCCAUCACUUCAAGGCUCAUCUCAGGGGACACUUUGUAUGGGAAGCCUUUGCUCAUCCCCCUCUCUCCUUAGUUACUUACCUAGCUAAAUAUUGAAUUCCCAAUGGAAUGGAAGUUUCAAGGUGGGGUGGGGGGAAGGGAGUUUUUUUUUCUCCUAUUUUUGUAUCCUUACCAGAGUGUCACACACAUAGUGGGCACUUGAUUAUACUUAGAGAAUUGGAUACUCAAGUGAGGAUUUAUUUUAAUCAGUACCCUGCAGCAGCACUUGCUUGAUAAUUAUUGGUGGAAUACAUGUUGCAUCUGAAGAGAGGACCUUAAAACAGGCAGUGUUGAAGCCAAAGAAAUGAACCUCCAGUGGUGGCCUUGUAGGCACUCUGGCAGUCCAGUGGGCAUGCUGUUUAGCGAGGAGGAAGAGUGGCUUCAGGUGAGCAACCACCAGGAGAGAUCGACCCAGUUCAGAGCAUAUGUAGAAGGGGGAAGAAGAAGCGAAGCAUCGUCAGGAUGUUAGUGACUCAACACUAUCUGGAACCCUGCUUUAGGCUUGAGGAGUCAGGUAGACCUUCCAAGUGCUGAAGACUCAGAGAGGACAGGGUUACUGUGGUCCCUUUCCUGUCCAGAGCCUGUGCUUCCUGGCUGUUCCCAAUGAUAGAGAAUGCCACUAAGUCAAUGCUGAUGAUGGGUGUUCGCUUGACUUUCUGUUGUUUAAAGCUCACCAUUCUGAGAUUGUCUGCCUCGAGCUGCUUUUAAUGAAUUAAUAACCUCAUUCUGUGAAGUGGAUCCCUGGGCAGUGGGGGAAGGUCACUGCUAUUCUUGGAUCUGAACCAGACAGCAGCUUGUUUCCCUUUCCCAAUGAUUUCAGUUGUGUGAUAUGUCAACCCUGUUGUCAGGGACUAAGUCAUAUUUUUA
Trichosurus vulpecula (common brushtail) is the source of this 3605-nucleotide messenger RNA. Its product is annotated as homeobox protein otx5-B-like. NCBI's taxonomy places the organism in Eukaryota, Metazoa, Chordata, Mammalia, Diprotodontia, Phalangeridae. The record is from RefSeq and is a predicted model, not a curated record. Gene Ontology annotation, molecular function: DNA binding. The coding region runs from base 451 to 1305 and encodes 284 amino acids. The transcript is spliced from 5 exons.